Messenger RNA from Didymodactylos carnosus, 225 nucleotides. Lineage: Eukaryota; Metazoa; Rotifera; Eurotatoria; Philodinida; Philodinidae. The record is from the annotation of a GenBank genome assembly.
AUGGCAGAGUCAAAGAGUGUUCAGCGCCUUCGGCAAGAAUUAAAUGACUUACUAGCAAAUGCCCUCGAAUUUGUAACUGAUCUAGAAGUUGUUGAAGAUGAUCCUUACCAUUGGAAAGGGAAAAUGAUCGGUCCACCAGAUACUCCAUACACUGGCGGUACAUUUGAAUUUGAAAUAACAUUUACACAAUGGAGUAUCCUUUAUGAACGUCUUCAAAAAAUCUGA